This is a messenger RNA of Bombyx mori (domestic silkworm), 5158 nucleotides long. RefSeq names its product regulator of G-protein signaling loco (gene loco). NCBI's taxonomy places the organism in Eukaryota, Metazoa, Arthropoda, Insecta, Lepidoptera, Bombycidae. Gene Ontology annotation, cellular component: plasma membrane; nucleus; cytoplasm. The coding region runs from base 220 to 3435 and encodes 1071 amino acids. The record is from RefSeq and is a predicted model, not a curated record. The transcript has 13 exons. Gene Ontology annotation, molecular function: GTPase activator activity; protein binding. Gene Ontology annotation, biological process: regulation of G protein-coupled receptor signaling pathway; signal transduction.
AACGAGGACAAAACUUUCUAAAUGUCAGUUGACAGUUUGAAACUUAUAAAAUCUAGUUUUACAACUUUUUAAAUAUUCGAUAGAAUUCUAAACUGUAAUGUAAAUAGAAAAUUAUUCAUAUAAAGUGCUUGCAUUUCAAUCAUACUUUUGUUUUUAAUUCAUGAAAACAAGAAACACGAGUUCUAAUCAUCCGAAAUUGGAAUUCAGUCCGUGGUCGUGAUGGUUCCUCAACAACAGAGGAGAAGACGACGUCGAGCGGCUUUAGUUCGAACGGCGGAGCGCAAACUAGUAGUGGCUCGAGGACCCGGCGGAUUUGGAUUUACGAUUGCUGGACAGAGGCCAUGUGUAGUGUCUGCGGUAGCAGCGGGUGGCCCAGCUGAGCGAGCUGGUUUGCGGGCCGGAGACGCAUUGCUAACUGUGGACGGCGCCAGUGUGGCACGCGCUCCUCACGCAUCCGUGGCCCGUAUGGUUGCUUCUGCCCCUGCUGCUAUUUCACUAAGUGUGUCUCCUCGUGAGGCACCGCCUACUGAUACUGAGGAUACAGAGCCUGACGAACGAGCUAGAACUAGAAGGAGACACCCACCUCCACGACGCAGGCCUCAGCCAGUGAUGCAUCUGCCAGGAUGUCAAGGAGCAUCAAGCGGUAUCGGCAUAAAUGAGCUGCUGCAGAGCUUAAGCGGAGGAGCCUUGCGUCCCCGGCUCGAGUGUCGCGCCGCCGUCGGGUACCUCGGUACUAUCGAGAGUCCCGGCGCGGGCUCCGACGCCGCCCCCAGCCACGUGCGCGCUGCCGUCAAGCGUCUGCGACAGGAGCGCCGCCCCGCCGCCCCCGUGCUGCUCGCCGCCCUACCGCACGCCCUCUGUCUACUGCGCGCCGCCGGCCCGCCUCUAGCGCACUACCGCCGCGACCGCAUCCUGUACGCCGGGUGCGCCGCCGACUCUGACCGCCGACACUUCGGGCUCGUGACGGCCGGCGACUCGUCCCGCAGCUGCCACGUGUUCGUCGUGGACCCUCGCAUCGUGGACCACGAAGCGCACGCCGCACGGGCUGAGGAGUUUCGAAUAGCGUGCACCAGAGAUCCCGUGGCUGAGCGCUGUCUCGAGUUCCCACCUUCCGCCGAGUACGUUGUCGGAGUCGUCCGCGGGAUGUACUCGUUGCCGGCUGAUGAGUGCGAGACUUCUAAUCUAGAACGUAUCUCAAAACUGGCAGUGAAGAGUGCCAGCCCAGCGGCGGGCGAAUUCUCCCGUCGAGGACGAGUGGCAGUGCGGGCCCGGGAGCGCCGGCCUGCGGGUCAGGGUCCGGCGGGCUCGCCGCAGCCCAGCAACCAUAGCGAAGUGACCACCACGUCGAGCAACAGUGAUUCCGGGAUUGGGUUCCACAACGACUGCCGGAAUGUUGCAGACCGCAUCUUGCUGGUGGAGUUCGGCGGGGCUGGAAUGGGAGUCGGUGGUCCGGCUGGGGGUUGGUUCCUUUCGAACACGACGCCAGUUGUGGAGGGGUUCGCAGGUCGCGGCCGUGCGCUCGAACCCGAAGGCGGUCUGUUGGAAGCGGAGCGGCCCUCGCGCGAUUACAACUACAAUGACAAUACGCAUGGCCUGUCUGCGGAGCCCGAUGUGGAGGAUGCAGUGGAGGCCUUCAACUCUGUAGAAAUUUAUGAAGAACGCGGUUCAGUCUCGUCGUUAGGCUCGGCCCGCACCCACGAGGAGCCCUUGGAGCAUCACUUCCUGCGCCCGGCCGCAGUCACCUCUAAGCAGGUCCGCAAGUCAUCGAAGUUAAAUAUGCUGCUAAAAACGAAAAACAUGCUUUCUGGAAGAAACAAGGAGGCCCGUCGGCGGGCGGUCAGCGCCAGCGCGGGGGACGUGCGGGGGGGGCGAGCCUCCGGGCAGGGGGGCUGGGGGGCGAGACAGGGAGAUGCUCUCUGUCUGCCCGCUGCCGCCAGUGAACCCGAUCUCCGAGAAGGACAGAGCGAGCAGUCGUCGCCUUUCCGCCGCUGGACGACCGGGAGCGGAGCCGGCAGUUCGUAUCGCCACCAGGAGCACCGCAACAUGUACAAUAAGCAAAUGAGCGAGGGCUCCGCUCCUAUGAGUUCAGGUAGCGGAGGCUCUAGAGUGGCGAGCUGGUCUCUAAGUCUAGAGCAACUGCUGGCUGAUCCUUCAGGAGCAGCCGCCUUCGAGCACUUCCUAUCUAAGGAGUUUGCUGCCGAAAAUAUCAGGUUCUGGUGGUCGUGCGAGCAGUACCGCGCCACCACGGACGAGGCGGAGCGCGCGCGGCUGGCGGACGAGAUCUGGCGGCGGCACCUCGCGGACUCCGCGCCGGAACCCGUCAACGUGGACGCGCCUGCCGCCCGCCACGCCGCACUGCUCCUCCACCACCGACCCCCGCCGCACGACCUCUUCCUGCAGGCGCAGAAGCAGAUCUUCAACGUGAUGAAGUUCGACAGUUACCCUCGCUUCCUGCGCUCCGCCCAGCACGCCGAGUGCGCGCGCGCCGAGCUGCGCGGCCUGCCGCCCCCCUACCCCCCGCAGCACGGCAAGUUGAACAUUAUUUAUUUUCAGUUGAAGAAGUCUGCCAGUAACGCAUCAGAGCGCCGCCGCAGCGGUGGGGCCUCCCUCCUCCCGUGGAGACGGCCCGCCUCCAAGGAUAGAGGGGAGCCGAACAACUCACAGGGUAACGGCGAUGCGGUGAGGUCCAACCAACCAGCCGUGAGCCAAAGCUCGUUGUGCCGCGUGAUCCUCCCAGACGGGGCCACCUCGGUGGUGCCCGUGGACCCAGACGUCUCCGUGGGCAGGAUCGUGGACAGGCUGCUGCAAAAGAGGAACCUGCUCUGUCCCAACUACGAUGUGUUCGUUGAAGAUCAGGACGCGGUGCGGCCCGUGGACCGCUCGGCGCCGUCCGUGUGCGUGGGCGGCGCGGCGGCGCGCGUGGAGCGGCGGUGCUGCGUGUGGGUGCGCGCGGGGGGGCGCACGCUCGCGCUGCGCUGCCCGCCCUCCCGCACCCUGGCGCACGCCCUGCCGCCCCUGCUGCGCCGCGCCCUGCCCCGCGCGCCCCCCGCCCCCGCCCCCGCCGCCGCCGUGCUGCUGGACGGCCGCCCCGUGCACCCCGACACGCUCAUGCAGGAUCUGGACGGAGCUCGCCUGCAGAUCGUGGAGGUGGAGGAGGCAGGCGUGGAGGAGGAGCAGGGCGGCCCGGCGCCGCGCCUGCAGGACGACGACACCCAGAGCACCGACGCCUGCAGCGGCCGGGAGGGCGGAGGCCGGGUGCGCGCGGCGCUGCGCCCCGGGGCCGCACUGCACCACCACCCGCCAGAUUUCUUGGAAAACCUCAGAGAGACGCAGCGGCAGAGGUUACAAAGCAAGCCGGAUGAUCCCCCCCUGGCCCCCCGCAGCCCCCCACCCCUGCCCCCCAAGCCUGCUCACAGAGCCCCCACCCUCGUCUGAACGGACACCGCUCGACUCUUGGAUUCUAUUACGCACGGGCGACCCGCCACCGGCUGGAGCCAGGGUCGACCGCCCGCUGUGAUGCUAGUCACGGAGGACACCCCGGGGAGCACUCGAGUUACUCCCAACCUCCGCUAGUCCCACACGCGUUCCUCUAAUGGAGGACAAGUUGUCGGCAUGCGUCCCCGCGUGACCGACCGGACAGUAUCGUCACUCGUGACCAGAGGACAUCGCACCGCCGCAGCCACAGAAAGGCGCCUCACAAAGAUUCAUUAACUAUUCAAUAUUUGACAGUUCAAUAAUAGUCUCGUCGCAAAUGUGAAUAUUGUUACGCGCUGGGUUUCGGGAUAAAUAAAAUAUCUACCGAAGUACAAGUUAACGCUGUGUGUCAAAUCAAACUACCUACUCAAAUGAAAUUAUUUGUUUAAUAUUACUGUAUUUAUUUAAUGAUAAAAGAAUAGUCGGUAUUCCGACGCUUCGCACUAUAUACGUAUUAAUAAAGAGUCGAUAUAUCGACGAUUCGCGAUUUAAGGGUUAAAAUACCUUAAAUAACGAAGUUCAUUGCUCGCGGUGGAUACGGCAGUUGUAAACGAAAAGUAACAUUAGUUUAUCAAAUCUUUUAAUGUUCGUGGUUUUUGUGAACCGUAUCUAUUCAAUUAGACUUCUUGAAAAUUUUACAGGAAACAAUUUUAACUGGUUAUGACUUAUCCUGUUUGUUAUGUAAAUAAUUGAGCUUCGUAUUCUCAGUUUCCUAUGUGUACAUUACUACGGUACAUAAUGUGUUUAUAAUUGUGAUUUUUAAAGUUUAUAUUAAUUUAAUAAAAUUAGUCAAAAUAUUGUGAGUCAGGCGCCUUCCAUAGAGAUAAGACUGCACUAAUGAUAUAAGCGCGGAACUAAUACAUACUUUACGAAUGUAAAUUUAUAAAAAAGUACACGUCUAGUUGUAAUAUUAAUUAUUUGUUAAUCAAUCGUCACAUUUGGUGUUUGAAUACUAACCAAAAAUGAAAUAUACUUCAUUGUCAUGAUUAGAUCUUAUUUUGCAAAUUAACACUAAUCAUACCAACACUUCAAGUACUUAUUUCUACCACAGCGGAUAGAUAAUGGGUAUACGACAAGUAUAACUCAAAAUAAACUAAAUAAAACAAAACAAAAAAGUAUAUAAGUAAAAGUAGUAUAUAAGUAAAAGUAUAAGUAUAUAAGUAAAAAAAAGUCAAGAUGUCAAAUGUGCGAAAGCAUUUUCAAUACAAAAGUUCAAAUUUGGGUCAUUUGACUCGUUAUGGUAUGUUUAGUGUUAAUUAAUUCCAGGCCUUAGUGUAUACAGGGUGGGAUGUUUUGUUGUGUUUACUUAUGUAAGCGUCAGUGGCCGAAUGAGUGCGCCGCCCGCACUGCGUCUUACGCUUCGAACAUUGAUGAUAGUUGUAUGAUAGUUAUUUAAGUUAGAUACGCGUUAAGCUCAUAGUAAUUAACCGCUAGUGAUGUAUUCACACCUGAAUAAGUCCUGAAGUUGUUCACUCGUUGAGUGGAUCAUUAAAUAUUGGGUACUGUGUAUCUGUGCAAUUCGUCUUAUAUUAACUAUAUAUGUAUUUAAAAUUUAUAAUAUUACUUUCUAACCUCUAAAUUGUCGUAAGACAUAACACGUCCAUUUUAAUUUAUUUGUACAAAUUUGUGAAAUGUGAGAAUGUAACAUAAAAAUAUUGAAAUUAAAAUAUUGAUUACACUCGAA